Coniophora puteana RWD-64-598 SS2 is the source of this 1431-nucleotide messenger RNA. RefSeq lists its product as uncharacterized. The transcript is spliced from 2 exons. Lineage: Eukaryota; Fungi; Basidiomycota; Agaricomycetes; Boletales; Coniophoraceae. The coding region runs from base 70 to 1335 and encodes 421 amino acids. The record is from RefSeq and is a predicted model, not a curated record.
CUCGAUCCACACGUUUAUAGCACGUCAGAAGUCGAACCCCAGAUAUAUACGGAGACAUAGGACUAAACGAUGGCAAGCAUAUCCCAGGCUGCUAAAGACGCCAAUGAAGCAGUCGACCAGCUGGCUAUGGCAUUGCGACCCCAAGAUACGCCUGCUGUGCAUCGCAUCCCCGUCGAGCUCUUAGCAGAGAUUUUCUCGCGAAGUCUCGAGCGCGACGUCAAGCCCACGCGCGGCCGCCCUAUGUGCGACGUUCUGCCAUACUUCCUCAGCCCCUCACGCGUGGAAGUCGACCCGCUCGGCUCGCCCAACAUCGCUCAGGUUUGCGCCAGGUGGCGAGAAGUCGCGCUCAACGUACCAAAACUGUGGACCCAUGUCAAGAUCGACGCCGUCAGUGACCAAGAUGUGCUGACGACCUCCCUCCCUCUCCCCGUCGUGCCGAUGCAGAGAGCAGCGCCAUUUCCCACGUUUAUUACUCUUGAUCUCAGCAACUACACGAAACUGAAACGGGACCCGAACGCUACUGAUUUCCUGCCGGAAAACGCACUGUGCAGCGGCGUGACGGGCAUCGAUGUCGAAGGGUCGUCCGCUUUUGACAACUCUACGCUUUGCCAGUGGAUGUCCCAAUUCCCCAAUCUCACCCAUCUGACUCUGAUCAGACUCACAUUGUGGUCACACCAGAGCCCCGUUGCAUGUCUCGACCGCUUGACGCACCUCCAUGUGCACCACCCUGAGGCUUCGAAUGAAAUAGAAAACUUCAUCGUCUAUGCAAACGGGUGGCAGAACCUGCGGUGCCUGGUCCUCGACCAUCCCCUCUUAUGGCUCGAAGAGGAACUCCUCCCGGUCCUAUCCACCACCGCCCCAAAUCUCUCCGAGAUCUUCAUAGUGGCGAAACACCUUACAUCGACCGCACGGCGCAGGCAAGCCACGAUGACGCAUCUCCGAACGUUUGCUAUCUCUGGCUACGUAUACGAGGAAGCAGGCGAGACGGAACUCGGCCCCCUCUUCAACUCGCUCACUUUCCCGGUGCUCACUGAUCUCGUUGUCACCGGUCCGCGUGCGGGAAACAUCAGUUUCUUGCGUCGCUUUGUCAGUCGCUCGGGAUGCGCCCUAUCGAGCCUGACGUUCCUCCCAGACGUGGGACCGGACCCGUCGGAGUCGGAGUCAGAGGAGUCGGAGUCGGAGGUCGUUGAGCCACAGGAGACCCCGAUCCACCGAGCGGCUCUUAGCUUAGGGAAGGAGCUACGUAUACCGGCUAUAGGCUUCGCGGAGAGCAUGGAGGAGACCAAGGUGUAUCGUGAUGUUAAGCAAAGGUGGUACAGUUUGGAUUUGUCUUAAGUGAAGGCAGUGGCAGAAUUUCCGUAAGGCCAUCAUUUAGCUGUAAUGUAGAUGUUGUACAACUUCAGUGUACCUUGUACUAUUCAAUAAACUUUG